Molecule: messenger RNA, 4077 nt
Organism: Carlito syrichta (Philippine tarsier)
Lineage: Eukaryota; Metazoa; Chordata; Mammalia; Primates; Tarsiidae
Gene: GAB1
Product: GRB2 associated binding protein 1
Exons: 12
Coding region: 324-2270 (648 amino acids)
Source: RefSeq, a predicted model, not a curated record
AUUACUUUCCUAGACUCUAGUCAGGAGCAGGAUGUUGGAAGUCAGAGGUACGGGGAAGCUGCCUUUUUAGGCAGCCCACAUGAAAGGCAUGGAAGAGGAGAUGGUUUGUGUUACGCAGUGGCCGUUUAACUGGAGAUCCGGACGUCUUGGAAUAUUACAAAAAUGAUCAUGCCAAGAAGCCUAUCCGUAUCAUCGAUUUAAAUUUAUGUCAACAAGUUGAUGCCGGAUUGACAUUUAACAAAAAAGAGUUCGAAAACAGCUACAUCUUUGACAUCAACACUAUUGACCGGAUUUUCUACUUGGUAGCAGACAGUGAGGAGGAGAUGAAUAAGUGGGUUCGUUGUAUUUGCGACAUCUGUGGGUUUAAUCCUACAGAAGAAGAACCUGUGAAACCCCCCGGCAGCUCCUUACAAGCGCCCGCUGAUUUGCCUUUGGCUAUAAGUACUGCGCCACCAUCCACCCAGGCGGAUCCUUCCUCUGCUGGUCUACCUCCUCCCUAUCAACUGAUCAACGUUCCACCACACCUGGAAACUCGGGGCCUCCAGGAGGAUCCCCAAGACUACCUCUUGCUAAUCAACUGUCAAAGCAAGAAGCCUGAACCCGCCAGCCAAGGGUCAUCUUUUGUUUCUGAAGAAGGAGAGGAAUACCUACUGCUGGAAGAUUUUGAAAGCAAAACGAUUCCGUUGCAAGCACACGCGGACCCUGCAAAAUCCUCGUCUUCUGAAACAGACUGCAACGAUAACGUCCCUUCUCAUAAAAAUCCUGCUUCCUCCCAGAGCAAACAUGGAGUGAAUGGCUUUUUUCAGCAACAGAUGAUAUACGACUCCCCACCUUCACGGGCCACAUCAGUUUCUGUAGACUCGAGCCUUUAUUACCUGCCCAGGAGUUACUCCCAUGAUGUUUUACCAAAGGUGUCUCCGUCAAGUACCGAGGCAGAUGGAGAACUCUACGUGUUUAACACCCCAUCUGGGACAUCGAGCAUGGAGGCUCAAAUGAGGCAUGUAUCUAUCAGUUAUGACAUUCCUCCAACACCUGGUAAUACUUACCAGAUUCCACGAACAUUUCCAGAAGGAACCUUGGGGCAGACGUCGAAGCUCGACACUAUUCCAGAUAUCCCUCCACCUCGGCCACCGAAACCACAUCCAGCUCACGACCGAUCUCCUGUGGAAACAUGUAGCGUCCCACGCACGGCCUCGGACCCUGACAGUAGUUAUUGUGUCCCUACGGCAGGGAUGCCGCCAUCGCGUAGUAAUACCAUUUCCACUGUGGAUUUGAACAAAUUGCGAAAAGAUGCUAGUUCCCAAGACUGCUAUGAUAUACCACGAACAUUUCCAAGUGAUAGAUCUAGUUCACUUGAAGGCUUCCAUAACCACUUUAAAAUCAAAAAUGUGUUGACAGUUGGAAGUGUAUCAAGUGAAGAGCUAGACGAAAAUUACGUCCCAAUGAAUCCCAACUCACCGCCACGACAGCAUUCCAGCAGUUUUACAGAACCAAUUCAGGAAGCAAAUUAUGUGCCAAUGACUCCCGGAACGUUUGAUUUUUCUUCAUUUGGAAUGCAAGUUCCUCCUCCUGCUCAUAUGGGCUUCAGGUCUAGCCCGAAGACCCCUCCCAGAAGGCCAGUUCCCGUCGCAGACUGUGAACCGCCCCCCGUGGAUAGGAACCUGAAGCCAGAUAGAAAAGGUCAAAGUCCUAAAAUUUUAAGACCCAAACCCCAUGGUUUAGAGCGAACUGAUUCACAAACCAUAGGUGACUUUGCUACAAGAAGAAAGGCCAAGCCAGCACCUUUAGAAAUAAAACCUUUGCCAGAAUGGGAAGAAUUACAGGCCCCGGUUAGAUCCCCCAUCACAAGGAGUUUUGCUCGAGAUUCUUCCAGGUUUCCCCUGUCCCCCCGACCGGAUUCAGUGCAUAGCACAACUUCAAGCAGCGACUCGCACGACAGCGAAGAGAAUUAUGUUCCCAUGAACCCAAACUUGUCCAGUGAAGACCCAAAUCUCUUUGGCAGUAACAGUCUUGAUGGAGGAAGCAGUCCUAUGAUCAAGCCCAAAGGAGACAAACAAGUGGAAUACCUUGAUCUUGAUUUAGAUUCUGGGAAAUCCACACCACCACGUAAGCAAAAGAGCAGUGGCUCCGGCAGCAGCGUGGCCGACGAGAGAGUGGAUUAUGUUGUGGUUGACCAACAGAAGACCCUGGCUCUCAAAAACACCCGGGAAGCCUGGACGGAUGGGAGACAGUCCACAGAAUCAGAAACACCAGCCAAGAGCGUGAAGUGAAAAGACCGCUUUGCCAUUUCUGAACGAAAGGGAACUGAACUGUAAAAUAAAUCCCGUUUGAAGAUGACGUGACACUUCUGCUUGAGAAGAACCUCAGAUGGGUGGAGUUGAAGCCGAAGGACCUUUCAGACAUGACCAAGCGAUUUAGACUUACAUGGUGCUUUGUGGCAUCUGAACAGUUCAUCCCAUGUAAAUAAAAGCGGGAAAAUAAUAUUGUUUAGCUCCCCAGAGAAGCCCUUGUUCCAUAGUUAACACACUUGUAGUAUUACUGUAUUUAUGCACUUUUUCAUUUAAAACAUUGUUUGGGGUGUUCCCAGUGUACCUUGACAUGAUUCCUUUGGGAGUUCUUGUUUUUCCUCACACUACUUUUAUAUAACAGUACUAAGUCAACUAAGCUACUUUUAGAUUUGGAAAUUGCUGUCUAAACGGCAGUCUAAUAACCUUCAAGUGAGAAUUAGAUUCACAAGUUGGCCUUCUAUCUGGAGCUUUAAGUGGUGACCAUUAGCUUAAACUACAGAGUAUCGGUGAAGAUAAAUGGAUGUACUGGUGUCAGGCCCUGGUUCUCUGGUUGGUGACCAUUUUCGUGUUUAAUGGAGGAACCCUGUUAUGUUUUGUUAAUCACAGCAUUUUUCGUUCACUGAGUAAAGAUUCUGCCGGGCAGGAUCUUACAUACACCUUUGAAAGACUGAGUAAUCAUACUAUCAAGUAAGCCUGCAAAUCAUCGAUGGCAUGCAGUGAUAAUGUGCUCCGACCCUUGUUAACACGUGUUAAAUGUUAUUUGCAAAAGGUAGAUGAUAUUAAUAUAACUAAUCAGGUACGUACCAGGCACUGAUGUGCUCAUACACUGGUCAGGUUUAGACAAUGAGCUUUGGUUGUGUUCUUGUUAGUCCUAAUAUUGGUUUCCAGUUUGGAAUUAAUAAAACACUUGACAUUCACUGUUAGUUAGAGCAACAUACUGUGAUUUUUUAAUUAGACAGUAAUUCAGAUUUAUUACUCUAAGAAUGAAAUUCUAUCUUUUGACACCAUAGUGCUCUUUCUAUGACUUUUUUUUUUCUUGAUAUUCUUCUUGGCCUUAUAUUUAAAUCCCUAUGCAAUUAAUAUUUUAUAUCUGCAUUUUUAAAAAAUAGAUGUUAUAUAAGUGAUUCUCAGAUGUAGCACCUACUACUUUCUCAGUAAAAGAGUUAAGGAUUUUGUACUGUGAUUUAUAUUCACUGCCCCAGUUCAAGAAAUAUUGGAGCCUUGCUAGAAUGUGAAAUCUUAUAGUUGUGGACCCCUUCCAGCUGGAUUUCUGAAACCUCCAGAGGGACAGUGUAGUUCUGUCUCACUUAUAAUAUGGUUCUCUGACACGAAUAUCAAGACCACAAAUUAUAGUGAGGCUACAGUUAUCUCCAUCUCUCUUGGCUUUGCAGCAUCAUUUAGGAAGCAGGUAUAGUUGUUGGCUUGUUUGUUUAACCAAGUUACGUACAGUCUCUUAUGUAUUGAUUUUAAGACUUACUAACAGGUUUCGGAGGGAGCAUACAGAGAGAAGAGCCCACCGCUGGGGCAGGACUACCACCGUUCAAACCUCUAACUGUUGCCCGAAUUACACAGAUGUGCCCUGAUUUCUGGCCCAUUGGCCAUAGUACUGUGCCUAAUCAAUGUCAUAGGUUUAUUUCCCCGAUCCACAAACUAAAAAUGUUCCUAGCAAGAUGAAUUGUAGAUUAGUAACCUUUGAUGCUUUUAAAUGUUUGCUUCUUUUUAAACAAAAGCUAAAACCCAGAAGUGAAUUUUGAGGUGAACUUUUAAAUAAAAAAAAAAAAAAAAAAAA